Messenger RNA from Physeter macrocephalus (sperm whale), 1881 nucleotides. Its product is annotated as zinc finger protein 211. The record is from RefSeq and is a predicted model, not a curated record. Gene Ontology annotation, biological process: regulation of transcription by RNA polymerase II. The transcript is spliced from 4 exons. Gene Ontology annotation, molecular function: DNA-binding transcription factor activity; RNA polymerase II cis-regulatory region sequence-specific DNA binding. NCBI's taxonomy places the organism in Eukaryota, Metazoa, Chordata, Mammalia, Artiodactyla, Physeteridae. The coding region runs from base 373 to 1881 and encodes 502 amino acids.
GGGGUGGGGGCUCUAGAACGCUAGGAACUACACUACCCAGAAGGUAGUGCGCCGAGUUGAGCCAAUAAAAGGUCAGGAUAAAGGCAUUUCCGUGCGUGCGCAUCUAAUCGGGGCGGGACUUCCGGCGUCUUCCUCGUGGCGGCCAUCUUUACUGCUUUCGUAUUUGUUGUCGCUCCGGAGCGCUGGGCCGGAACUUGGGUGACAGGGUUGAGAAGGUCCAAGAGGAGUCGCUGUCCCCGCUGCAUAGAGGCCGGUCUGAAGUUCGGCGACGCCGCCGGGGGUGCCCCGCGCCAGGCCCGGGAGAGUCACCGCCGUACCCGCGUCCACCCGCCUCUCCUGCCGCUACCGGCCCCGCUCUGCCCCCAGAUUCUGAUGGCGGCGGCGGCGGCGCUGAGGACCCCGCCUCAGAAGUGCAGUGUGACCUUUGAGGACAUUGCUGUGUACUUCUCUUGGGAGGAAUGGAGGCUUCUUGAUGAGACUCAGAGACGCCUGUACCUCGAUGUGAUGCUGGAGAACUUUGCACUUAUAUCCUCACUGGGUUGCUGCUGUGGAGCAGAGGAUGCAGAGGCACCUUUUGAACAGAUCGCUUCUCUAGGAGUGUCACAGGCUAGGACUCCCAAGGCAGCUUUGUCUUCCCAGAACACACACCCCUGUGAGAUGUGUGGUCCAGUCUUGAGAAACGUUUUCCACUUGGCUGAGUGCCAGGAAACACAACACAGCCAGAAACUUUUGAGGUGUGGAGCAUGUACAAAACGAUUUUGUUUUAGUGCAAACUUUCAGCAGCACCAAGAGCAGCACGUGGAAAAGAAAACCCUCAGAAGCAGUGUGGAUGAGGCCUCGUUUGUGAAGAGCUGCAGAUUCCAUGUGUCACAGAAGCCAUUGUGCUGUGGGGAGUUUGAAAAGGACUUCCCAACCAUCGUGGGACAUCUACAGCAACAGGCCACUCAUACUGUGGAGAAGCCAAACACAGUCACCCAGUGUGGGUCAACUUCACAAGGCAGGAAAAGCCGUCACACCUGGGGAGAAUGCAAGAAAGCCCUCAGCCCCAAACACACACUUGUUCAGGACCAUGGUGUCCACAGUGGAAGACAGUGUUUUGUGUGCAGUGAAUGUGGGAAAGCAUUCAAAUACAAAUCCUCAUUUGUUCUGCACCAGAGAAUUCACACUGGAAAAAAGCUUCAUGUAUGUGGUGAAUGUGGAAAAUCUUUUAGGCAAAGCUCAACCCUCUGUCAACAUCGAAGAAUUCAUACUGGGGCAAGGCAGUACAAGUGCAGCAAAUGUGGGAAAUCCUUAAGCCACAAAUCUGUCCUCAUUUAUCCCCAUCCAUGGCGCAGUGGAGAAAACAGUUAUGUGUGCAGUGAAUGUUCGAAGUCUUUUAGCCAUAGCUCAGUGUUCAUUCCACAUAGGAGAUUUCAAAUUGGAGAAAGGCCUUAUAAGUGUAGUGACUGUGUGAAAUCUUUUACUUCUAUGUCUGCACUCAGUUAUCAUCAGAGAUCUCACACAGGAGAACGACCUUAUGUGUGCAGUGAUUGUGGGAAAUCUUUUAUCUCUAGUUCUGACCUCCGUUACCAUCAGAGAGUUCAUUCUGGAGAAAGGCCUCAUGAGUGCAGUGAAUGUGGGAAAUCUUUUAUCACUCGUACUGCUCUCCGUUAUCAUCACAGAGUUCACACUGGAGAAAGACCUUACGAGUGUAGUGAAUGUGGGAAGUCCUUUACCCGAAGCGGGUCCCCCGUGGUCAUGGCUAUUAGUUACCUAUUGAAAGAGCUGCCAGUACCUUCUGCAGAGCAGGCAGCUGGUGUCCACACCUAUAAACACUUGUCUUCCUCUGCCGUGCAGACAGUGGGAUCUGCAGCUGUAUUGGGGCCUGUUGAGGUCCUCUGA